Canis lupus familiaris (dog) is the source of this 3742-nucleotide messenger RNA. It is a transcript of the gene BMPER, whose product is annotated as BMP binding endothelial regulator. The record is from RefSeq and is a predicted model, not a curated record. The coding region runs from base 137 to 2194 and encodes 685 amino acids. The transcript is spliced from 15 exons. Lineage: Eukaryota; Metazoa; Chordata; Mammalia; Carnivora; Canidae. Gene Ontology annotation, molecular function: protein binding.
CCGGGCGCCCGCCUCCCUCCUGCGCGGACUGUCUCCCGACUCGCCGGCUGAGAGCCCUUUCCGACUGCGAGCGGCGGUGCGGAGCCGAGGCGGCGGCGCGGGACCUGCAGGCGCCCGGGAUUCCCUCCAGGUGACGAUGCUCUGGUUCUCCGGCGUCAGGGCUCUGGCUGAGCGUCCCUGCCGGCGCUCGCCCGGGAUUACCUGCUGCGUCUUGCUGCUGCUCAAUUGCUCGGGGGUCCCCAUGUCUCUGGCUUCCUCCUUCUUGACAGGUUCUGUUGCAAAAUGUGAAAAUGAAGGUGAAGUCCUCCAGAUUCCAUUUAUCACAGACAAUCCUUGUAUAAUGUGUGUCUGCUUGAACAAGGAAGUGACCUGUAAGAGAGAGAAGUGCCCAGUGCUGUCGAGAGACUGUGCCCUGGCCAUCAAGCAGAGGGGAGCCUGUUGUGAGCAGUGCAAAGGUUGCACCUAUGAAGGAAAUACCUAUAACAGCUCUUUCAGAUGGCAGACUCCUGCACAACCCUGUGUUCUACGUCAGUGCCAGGAAGGUGUUGUCACAGAGUCUGAGGUGCGAUGUGUUGUUCAUUGUAAAAACCCUUCCAAGCAUCUGGGAACGUGCUGCCCCACAUGUCCAGGUUGUGUGUUUGAGGGUGUGCAGUACCAAGAAGGGGAGGAAUUUCAGCCAGAAGGAAAUAAAUGUACCAGGUGCUCCUGUGUUGGAGGCAGGACACAGUGCGUGAGAGAAGUCUGUCCCAUUCUCUCCUGUCCUCAGCACCUUAGCCACAUUCCCCCAGGACAGUGCUGCCCCAAAUGUUUGGGUCAGAGGAAAGUGUUUGACCUCCCAUUUGGAAGCUGCCUCUUCCGCAGUGAUGUUUAUGACAAUGGAUCUUCAUUUCUCUAUGAUAACUGCACUGCAUGCACCUGCCAGGACUCCACUGUAGUAUGUAAGAAGAAGUGCUCCCACCCUGGUGGCUGCGUCAGAGGGGAGGAGACCUGUUGUGAGGAGUGCCUCCUGCGAGUGCCUCCAGAAGACAUCAAGGUGUGCAAGUUUGGCAACAAGAUUUUCCGGGAUGGAGAGAUGUGGUCCUCUGUUAACUGCACCAUCUGUGCUUGUGUGAAAGGCAAGACAGAGUGUCGAAAGAAGCAGUGCGUUCCCAUCAGCAGCUGCCCGCAGGGUAAAAUUCUCAACAGAAAAGGAUGCUGCCCUAUUUGCACUGAAAAGCCCGGCGUGUGCACGGUGUUCGGAGAUCCCCACUACAACACUUUUGACGGCCGGACAUUUAACUUUCAGGGGACGUGUCAGUACGUUUUGACGAAAGACUGCUCCUCCCCUGCCUCGCCCUUCCAGGUGCUGGUGAAGAACGACGCCCGCCGCACCCGCUCGUUCUCCUGGACCAAGUCGGUGGAGCUGGUGCUGGGCGCCAGUACCGUCAGCCUGCAGCAGCACCUGACCGUGCGCUGGAACGGCUCGCGCAUCGCGCUGCCCUGCCAGGCGCCGCACUUCCACAUCGACCUGGACGGCUACCUGCUCAAAGUGACCACCCAGGCAGGUUUGGAAAUAUCCUGGGAUGGAGACAGUUUUGUCGAAGUCAUGGCUGCCCCCCAUCUCAAGGGCAAGCUCUGUGGUCUUUGUGGCAACUACAAUGGACAUAAGCGUGAUGACUUAAUUGGUGGAGAUGGAAAUUUCAAGUUCGAUGUGGAUGACUUCGCUGAGUCCUGGAGGGUAGAGUCCAAUGAGUUCUGCAACAGACCUCAGAGGAAACCAGUGCCUGAACUGUGUCAAGGGACAGUGAAGGUAAAGCUCCGAGCUCAUCGAGAAUGCCAGAAACUCAAGUCCUGGGAGUUUCAGACCUGCCACUCAACCGUGGACUAUGCUACUUUCUACCGGUCCUGCGUGACAGACAUGUGUGAAUGUCCAGUCCAUAAAAACUGUUACUGCGAAUCAUUUCUGGCAUAUACUCGGGCCUGCCAGAGAGAGGGCAUCAGUGUCCACUGGGAGCCUCAGCAGAACUGUGCAGCCACCCAGUGCAAGCACGGAGCUGUGUACGAUACCUGUGGUCCAGGAUGUGCCAAGACCUGUGACAACUGGAAUGAGAUUGGUCCAUGCAAUAAGCCAUGCAUUGCAGGUUGCCACUGUCCAGCAAACUUGGUCCUUCACAAGGGAAGGUGCAUCAAGCCAGUCCUUUGUCCUCAACGGUGACCUUUGUUCUGCUCCUAAGACUUUGAAACAUGGUGUCCUUGACACUGAAGUGGAAGAGCCAAUGAAGGACUGCAGUAUUUGUGUGCUGAUUCUUCAAAUACACACACACACACACACACACACAGAGUAUAUAUGUGUACAUAUAUAGAUAUAUAGAUAUAUUCAGAAACAUUUCAUCAUUUAUAUAAACUAUAGGUGGAUUAUUAUAUGUAUAUUUUUUGCUAUAAGACAUGUAUUAUUUCUAGGAUCCUAAUCUGUAAGCCAUUGGAUACAUUGUAUAAAUAAACCAGGUGUUUGUAAUUUAAUAAGGCAGCAUGCAGACAUAUUGGAUGGCUUUAACAUCACAUAAAUUUGUCAUUUUUAAGAAGUUUUCUAAGAAACCUAAAUUGCCUGCCUGUAUUAAUUUUAGCUUUGAAUCAAGACUUGCAGUUGAGUGGAAAAUGUGUUUCUCUGGAGAAGGGCAAAGUUAUCUAGGGGCAUCCUGUGCUUCCAAAGAGAGGAAUGUAUGCCUGAGAGAGAUGGCUGGUGAUUGGUGACAGGCCCUAAUGGUGCAUGGAAAGCAAGGGAUAGGUUGUUAGACUUUAUUGGGUCAUGGUCCAAUAUUGUUUCCAAAACUGAUUGGCUAGUUGCCAAGAAAUAUAUAUUUGUCAGUGGAGCAUAACCAAAGAAUUGAAUGGUUUCUUGCCAUCUUUGCAUAUUCCUUGAGUCACCUAAUUAUACAUGUGUGUAUGAUGGAUGUGUCCAUUUAUAUAUCACAGUGAGAUUAAAGAAUGUUUGGGUGACAUGUUAGUUUUAUUGAGCAUGAGCAGAUAUUUGGAGAAACUUUUGCACAACCUGUGAAAAAAAGAGUCAUUUCUCUAAAUCUUAGAGCAAUUUAGGAUGGGCAAGUAUAAUGGGUUGAUGUUAGCCAUCUACAUUGUGUGACUAUUCCAUGUUUAAAAUGAAAAUCAUUAUUUCUAGAGGAUUCCUAGCCCAGUGCUAUUUGGUGACUGUUAGUAUGUCAUAAUUAUUAUACAGAAAGCCUUUACUGACUGGUUGAUUUAACAUCAGUCCAAACAAAGACUGGUUUCUGUACUUGCUCUAAUUUACUAGUAGUUUACUACUGGUCAUCAUGUGAGCUUGCUGACUUUUGUUUUCAGUUGAAUAAAUGAAAAUGUCAACAAAACAAAACCCACUGAUGUCUAAAAAUACUGUGUUCUACAGUGUAGUAAAUAAAGGGCUUAAUAUUUAAAAAAAACAGAUUUUCUCUUUCAAGAUGUGCUGUGUUAUACUUCAUAACUAAGCCAUAUCACUUUCGGGUUCAUCAGUUUUAUAACAGUUUUAUUUAAAUAUAUUUUAUAAGACCUACAAUACUUGAUUUUUAUAAAGAGUACUAUUAAUAGUAGCAAAUCCCCAAAUUUUUGACAAUCAGUAUAUUGCCGUUGCCUGUUAUGACAUUUGUGUUCCCUUUACCCAUACUCAUGACAGCCGAAGUAUUAAUUUGGAUUCUUUAUUGGGACAUCUCUAGUUGUUUGAGUAAACUGAAUAAAGCCCAGAGUAUAAUAUUGA